Molecule: messenger RNA, 1633 nt
Organism: Spea bombifrons (plains spadefoot toad)
Lineage: Eukaryota; Metazoa; Chordata; Amphibia; Anura; Pelobatidae
Gene: SMYD2
Product: SET and MYND domain containing 2
Exons: 12
Coding region: 153-1445 (430 amino acids)
Cellular component (GO): nucleus
Molecular function (GO): protein-lysine N-methyltransferase activity; protein binding; histone methyltransferase activity
Source: RefSeq, a predicted model, not a curated record
ACUGUCUGUCGUGGGAGGGAGGCGGUAGGACCGUGCGGCUGCCGCGACCGGCGCAGCUGUCUCACCCUGUCUGUGUCCCGGGGUGACAUUAAUAGACGCUCGCAGGCGCUGCGGCCUCUCUCUGCCCUCACACACACUCUCACACCCGCAGCAUGGGCCUCUCCGAAGACAUCGAAAGGUUCGUCAGCCCCGGGAAGGGCAGAGGCCUGAGGGCUCUGCGGCCCUUCAGACUGGGGGAGCUCAUAUUCUCCUGCCCGGCCCACACCUACGUGCUGACCGUGAACGAGAGGGGCAAUCACUGCGACUACUGCUUUACCAGGAAAGAAGGAUUAUCAAAGUGUGGCAAAUGCAAACAAGCCUUCUACUGCAACGUAGAAUGCCAGAAAGGAGACUGGCCGAUGCACAAGUUGGAAUGCUCCGCGAUGUGCACUUACGGGGACAACUGGAGUCCCUCGGAAACUGUAAGGCUUACCGCAAGAAUUCUGGCCAAGCAGAGAACCCAGACAGAAAGAACGCAGUCGGAACGUUUCCUGUCCGUUAAGGAAUUUGAAUCUCAUCUUGAUAAGCUUGACAAUGAAAAGAAAGAGCUGAUCCAGAAUGAUAUAGCAGCCUUGCACCAUUUUUACUCCAAGAGUUUGCACUAUUCAGAUAAUGCUGCUCUCGAAGUUCUGUUUGCACAGGUUAACUGUAAUGGCUUUACUAUUGAAGACGAGGAGCUCUCUCACGUUGGAUCAGCGAUAUUUCCAGAUGUUGCUCUGAUGAAUCACAGCUGCUGCCCAAACGUGAUUGUCACGUAUAAGGGUACAGUCGCGGAGGUUCGAGCCGUGCAAGAGAUCAAUGCCGGAGACGAGAUUUUCACCAGUUACAUUGAUCUGCUAUACCCCACAGAAGACCGGAACGACCGCCUCAAAGAUGCUUAUUUCUUCAGCUGUGAAUGCAAAGAGUGCGCGACAAAGCAGAAGGAUGGAGCAAAAUUGGAAAUCCGAAAGCUAAGUGAUCCCCCCAGCUCAAAGACCAUAAAAGACAUGAUUAAGUACGCGAGGAACGUGGUUGAAGAGUUCCGAAGAGCCAAGCACUACAAAACGCCCAGCGAGCUGCUGGAAAUGUGUGAGCUCAGCAUGGAGAAGAUGGGAUCCGUGUUUGAGGAUACCAAUGUCUACAUGUUACAUAUGAUGUACCAAGCCAUGGGUGUUUGCCUCUACAUGCAAGACUGGGAAGGUGCCCUGAAGUAUGGGCAAAAAAUUAUCAAACCAUACAGUAAGCACUAUCCUGCCUAUUCUUUGAAUGUUGCCUCCAUGUGGCUAAAACUCGGCAGACUUUACAUGGGGCUAGAGAACACAGCGGCAGGGACAAAAGCCCUGAAGAAGGCCAUUGCGAUAAUGGAAAUCGCUCACGGUCCCGAUCAUCAUUAUAUAACCGAAAUAAAGAAGGAGCUGGAACAUUAAAGUACGAACCCUGUGCGCUUCUAUGUAAACACGUGUUCGGAAUGCUGAAUGUAUGUUAUGGAACCGCUAGUAAAUCUGCCUUAUCGUAUGGAGCCUAACGAGUAGUAUGUUAACCGGCAGCUGUCCUGCAAAGACGGCAACGUGUGCGGUAACAAUCCUCCAAUAAAAAAAUAAAACAUAUCUGUAAA